GCUCGCUUGGUUCAGCAUCUGUCUUCCCCCCCGAGCAGUCCACGGAGCGCGCGGUAUGGAUCCGUUACGCAUUACGCACUGUGGUGUGACACGCGCUUCUGACUCGCGUGAAGACAUCAACUCUUAAAAAAAAAAAGAAAAAAAAAAAGCACGCGCUGCACUGGUUUACACUAAGAAAGGAAACUGUCUUUAAUGCAGAAGAAGAAGAAGGGGAAGAGAGAAGAGAUUCGUUGUGACUUUUUUUUUUGUUCCAAGCUUUCUUUGAGUGUCUUUUUUUUUUAUGUGGAUACUUACAUCUUUGGGCAAUGGGAGACUCCGUGUUCCUCGACAGGCACAAUUCCUAUCUUGGUGACUUCACAUGGAGCAGCUUGUCGGGGCGGAGCGUACGUCUGACGCCAGUCGCUAUCCAGAGUCUGUCGGAGCUGGAGAGGGCCAAGCUGCAGGAAGUGGCCUACACUCGCUUGCACCAGGACUAUGACCUUGGAUGUCAGAUAACCAUGCCAAAAGAUGGACAGAAGAGGAAAAAGUCGUUGAGAAGGAAGUUGGACUCGCUUGCGAAAGAGAAGAGUAAAGACAAAGAAUGCAUACCCCAGGCCUUCAGUAUACCCCUCUCCCAGGUCAUCGCCAAUGACAGGACGCACAGGCAGCGUCAGGACGGCUAUCGUCAGGACCCUCCGCCCCGCGAGGAGCACAAGGACUCCUCAGACCUCGUCUCCUCCAUUAUACAGUUUGCCACCAAGAGGCCGUCCACUAAAGAGUUGUCCAGUAGUAACUCCUCUUUGAGUUCCACCUCAGAGACGGCCAAUGAGUCAACGUCACCCAACACGCCUGAGGCUGCACCCCGAGCACGCAGGAGGGGAGGCAUGUCGGUAGACUCGAUCACAGACCUGGAUGACAACCAGUCCCGCUUGCUGGAAGCCCUGCAGCUUUCCCUCCCUGCUGAGACCCCAAGUAAGAAGGAGAAGCAUCGGGACAAAAGGCUGAGCCUCAAUCCCAUUUACCGGCAGGUGCCGCGGGUGGUCGACAGCUGUUGCCAGCACAUUGAGAAAAAUGGUUUGCAGACGGUAGGGAUCUUCAGAGUGGGAAGCUCCAAGAAGAGAGUCCGACAGCUGCGUGAGGAGUUUGAUCGGGGCGUCGACGUCCAGCUGGAAGAGGAGCACAGCAUCCAUGACGUGGCCGCUCUGCUGAAGGAGUUCCUCAGGGACAUGCCCGACCCUCUUCUUACCAAGGAGCUUUACACGGCCUUCAUCAACACCACAUUGUUGGAUCACGAUGAGCAGACGACAGUCACACAGCUACUGGUUUACCUGCUCCCAGCAUGCAACAGCGAUACCCUCCAUCGCCUCCUGGAGUUUCUGUCCACAGUGACCGACCACGCUCAAGCGGCAGACAAAGACGGACAGGAGAUCACAGGGAACAAGAUGACGUCUUUGAACCUAGCGACCAUCUUCGGCCCAAACCUGCUCCACAAGCAGAAGACCUCGGACAAAGAGUUCAGCGUCCAGAGCAUGGCCCGGGCGGAGGAGAGCACGGCCGUCAUUGCCGUGUUGCAGAGGAUGAUCGCCAGCUACCAGACCCUUUUCAUGGUGCCUCCUGAUCUGCAAAAUGAGGUUUUGAUGAGUCUUUUGGACACUGAUCCAGAUGUGGUGGACUACCUUUUGAGAAGAAAAGCAUCCCAGAGCCCUGACAUGCUGCAGACAGAGGAGCCCUUCACCCUGAGCGAGCGCCGCUCCUCCAGCGAUUCCAACAAAGCGUCCAGCGGUGAGGUGUCUCCUUACGACAACAACUCGCCAGUAUUAAGCGAGCGGAGAGGAGAAACAGGAAGUCCGGGCAGCGAGCAGCUUUACCGCGUUCCUGAACACUUCACUCUGCCUGGAGCGGACACUUGGGGUUCCAAAGAAACUGUAUCAGAGGAGCAUGCCAAUAUUUGGGGGACGUGGCACACGACCCUGAAACCAGCGCUUAAGGACCAACCAUACACAGGUUCCCAUGGCAACAUGUCAGAGGGAAGCUCCCGCAGCUCACAGGAAGGUCUCGACGGACUCCACGGGGAUGGCAGGCAUCAGACAACGCUACAACGGCAUGGCAUGACUGAGAUCAGACCACACCCCCCGGUCACCAGGGUGUGCACCAGCCCUCACGUCGGGUCGGGACGGCCACGCCUGCAGCUCAGCAUCAACCCGUCUGUGAUGUCACACCUCAACAGCACUCAUCGAGCAGUCUCGAGAUCUCACGGUGGAGCGAACACUAGUGAUGGUUGCCCCAACGACAGCCGCUGUCCUCCCCCUUAUAAUGCCCACCAUCGACUGGCUAGCACACAAAGUUCACCCCAGCUAGCAACAGCGCAGCAGCCGGCGCUUCAGCACGGGAGGCUCAGUGCAGUGCAGAGUAACUCAGCCUCAACGACAGAGACCCAAAUUGUGCCGCAUACACCGGAGUGGCAAGACUGGCAGAGGGACCGGUGGCAGAUCUGGCAACUGCUUUCCUCGGACAAUGCUGACGCACUGCCUGAAACUCUAGUUUGAGCUGAGAUUAUGAACUGCUGCUCUGCUCGCCCACCAUUGACCAUUUUCCACACAGGGGCCAUUUUCCUUCUUUUAUCAAGCUAAUAGUGGGAAGCUCUUAUCCUGUUAAAAUCACAUACUAUCAUGGUCUUGGUUUCAAAUCACAUUUAAACACAGAGAACCUGACAUGUCUUUCCAUCUUCAAAGGUAAAACAAUAUCUGAUCACCCAUGAGCUACUGUUAGUCGACUAUUGACAUUAGCAUUCAACCACUUCUGACCUUACAUUACUGUGUGUGCGACACAAUAGGAUAGGAAAGGCAUAUAUACACAUCCAGCUAACGGCUAGCAAGCGAGCCAAUAUCAAUGUUUGAAAAUAUCCCAUAUUACAAUGGGAAAGGUGCAAAUUCUAGCUAACUAUUGGCUAGUAAUUUAUGCCUUUCCUUAUUGGUUAAAGCCCGACCUAUGAAUAAGCCAGCCAAUAGUAUCGGCCGAUAUUUGCUUAUCCGGUAACUAUCAGUAUUGGCUAAUUUUAUCUCAGAUAUACGUCAAUAAAACGAUCUAUCUAUCCAUCUCCACAUAUUUAUAGAUCUAAGAAAGAUAUUGACCAAUAUAUGAGUCUCAGAUUUGUUUCUCCCCAAUAUCGAUAUCAGCCCCAAAAAUCUCAUAUCGGUCGGACCCUAGUAAGCUAACUUGUUAAGCAUAGUCCACCUUGACUUGCUAAUCAUGCAGAAGCUACUGGCGAUGUUAGCCAUUCAUUUAGGCUUUUCCUAUUGCAUUGAGUGACAUGUUAGAAAGGAAAUGGUUAAAUGAUUAUGUUUGCUGUUUUCCAUGGUAGCUUACGGGUUUUUAGUUAUAUUGUUUUAACUUGAGAUACAGCCUUUUCUGUGUCUUCACCAUCACUUGUACUUCCUGUAGCUAAUCAAUAAGCAGCAGUUAAGGGACGAUAUGUUCAAACACAGUCGUGUGACAUUGUGAAAGCAUUUGAACUUUCCAACCAAAGCCCAAGACUGGGGGAAAAUGGCUGCCCUUUGAAACUGGUGAAUUGGUAGGAUCAAAGCCCAACAAUGACAAUCACUCCUUAAAUAAUACUUUAUUUUACCUUUUAUCCCUUCAUCUAUGGAUUUUAUCCUUUCCAAAAGACCUUCUUUCUUAUCCUACAUGUGAGCACAAUGCCGCUGUUGUUUACAUCCGCAGCUGCCGCCUUAUCCAGACUUUUACAUUCAAGAGCCACAAGUGUUGAGUGUGGAUGUAGCUUCUGCGUCUAGCCCCCUAUAUGUGUUGUCCUUAAAAAUGCCCACAAGAAAUACCUCAAAAAUGUUUUCAUGAUGUUACCAUUACCAUUUAUGCUUUUCCUAGUGAGUCAAGUCUUCAUAUAUCAAUGGAGAACAAAUGAUUUGUUACGAUUUCAAUGCAUUGAUUUUUAUAUAUUUUAAAAACAGUUUUUGAUGGAACUAGUAGUAAACUGCUGCUAAAUGUUGAAUUUUACGUGAGUACUGGUGUCGUAGUUGAGCCACAUCGGUACAAAAAGAUCAAAUGUUGAAAUAUGUAUCAGUGUAAGAUUAUGUAUGACUGUAUAUACAAACUGUUGAUAGACCUCCUUAACAAUAUCUAUAUGUAAAGUGUAUAAUUUGCCAAUCUACUAAUAGUACUUCAGCCCUUUAACUGGCAGUCUAAAUGUUGGUGUUCGUACGACUGCUGUUUUUGUCUCUAAUAUUGAAUGUACUUCACUUAUGGCGAAAUAGCUUGAACCUAGUUAUCAAGCACUCAGCUGUAACUUUGCUUAUAUUGCCACUUAGUGCGGGAACAAUGUGCCAAAGUCUUUUCUUUUUAUACUACAGGACAUUUAUCGUACAGUUGUGUUCAUUUCAUUAAGGGAUUUCUUGUAAAAUGGUUCAAGAGCUUGUGUGACCAUUGGCUGGUGUUGGUCAGAAAUUUAAGCAUCAAAGUAUGAGGGGAGGGGGUCAGUUUAUGACUCGAAAGCAUGACGUCUCUUGUCAAGACUGGUGUAAAUGGAUUAUGUUGCCAACUAUUGUUGUCAUGACACCAGAAUUUAAAAUUUUAGAUACGGUUCUAGUAAAAAUCAAACGAUAUUGGCACCAAUUUCAAAUCCAAAGCAACAAAAAUAGAAGUCUUAAACAUCAAUCACAAGUCAAUUUCCUGUUUUUAAUGACCAUUCAUUUCGUAUCAAAUGCAACACACUUUCUAAUUUGCAGAAAUACCAAAAAUACCAGUAUUUGUGCAACGUAGACAGUGCUCUUUCUCUUUUGCUCAUGGCAGCUUUUGGUUGAAUAUAUGACUGAAGCUCUGAAGUCUUUUGAGAGCUUCUGCACUUUUGAUAACCUUUUAUAUUGAUGAAUAGAAUAACACAGAUUGUAUCGUUUUAAAACAUGUGGUAUCAAAAAGUAUUGAAUUAUUGGGGCGCCAUUGGCCUAUGUGGCUCAUUUCCAGCAUGUCAUUUAUUCAAUAUUUCAAAAAGUAUAUCCAUCCAUAAAAUAAAGUGAUAAAAUCAAAUAGUAGACAUGCUGCCACACAGUCAUAUAGAACUUGUGUAUGGAAGGCCAAAUGGGACAAAUUUAGAGCUACUGAAAAAAAGGUUCUAAAUGUAUCUUCAAUGAUGUUUUGAAUUGUUUCUUACAUUGCUCAAAUGUUAUGCAACUAAUUGUCCACUUGCCCUCUUCUGAUUGGUAUGAAAUAUUUCAAUAUAUACGCUGAGCAUACAUCUCAUUACCUCAGAUUGGAACUACAUUUCCCAUGUUCAAAGUUCAAGUUCAAGAAAAGACUGAUCAGAAGUUGGCUUAAAGUGUGCAUUUUGCUAAGACCGUAACAUCCCGCCUUGAAAUGAUCCACUGCAGUAAUAGGACACAGAUCUAUUCUUUCAAUCAGACCUUUCAAUAAUCUUUAAACUGGGGUAUUACUAGCUGUCUGUCUUAGUGGCUUCAGUUUUCAUUGGAAAAACAAAAAGGUGUGCUCAUUUGUUUUGUCAAUGCUAUCCAGUAUUGUUGGCCAUACAGUUGGGGGAGAAGUUUUUGAUCACACACACAACCAGUCUGUCCAAACCUUCUCAAAUGUCAUAUUUUAGUGGGUAUUUGCUGGCAAAUAUUUCACAUUAUUCUCAACUAAUGGUGUAGUAUUUGCCAUUGCAGACAUGUAUCAGUGCACACUCUGUAUUAAAGGACAUCUCUUGAAUGUGACCUGAAGAUAAGUAUGUAGAAACGGAAAAAAGUAGUGAAGGGUUUUGGCGCCAUCUGCUGUCAAAGCAUGUGCAUUGCCAUGAUGCUUCCAACAGUUCACUUUUUUUCUCUCUUCAUGGGAUCCAUCUUUGCUAAUUUAAACAGUUAGCUUGUAAUUAUAAGCACCUUUUUUAUGUAAAUGUGUAUAUCUGAGGAAAUAAAUGUGCCAUACAUCCUGCUCUUAAAAGCUGCUUCUCCAUGCAUUGCUAAAGGUCCAUAUUUUAUGAGUUUUUUUUUUUUCUUGGAUGACUUUUCUAUGUCGAGUGUUGUAAUAUAUAAAUACAAUAUAACAUUUUUUUAUUCAACAUGGAAAAAAGAGGAGGCCUACUCCUUGUGGUCCUAGCUUUGUCCUCCAACACAAAGACUGUUUGUCUUGUUUAAGUCACCAUGAGACGAAGGAAAGCUUGGUUUCAUGGCGUUUUUUGGUGAUAUUUUUUGUGGGGUUUACUGGGUCCAAGUUGUAAAGGAAAGUCUGGUAUUUGUUUUUGUACCGUGUGUCAUCAAUAUGCUACAAUGGAAUUAAAUAUGCUCAAAUAAAACCUGGUGUUAAGGUCAA
This is a messenger RNA of Labrus bergylta (ballan wrasse), 6291 nucleotides long. Its product is annotated as rho GTPase-activating protein 6-like. Lineage: Eukaryota; Metazoa; Chordata; Actinopteri; Labriformes; Labridae. Gene Ontology annotation, biological process: signal transduction. The record is from RefSeq and is a predicted model, not a curated record.